ACUUGAACUUGAAUUUUAUCCCAUUGUACGGAGUGAACCCCAGACACAGAGAGACAGCGAGCGCCCGGAGAGGCAGGACUCCGCCAUCUUCACAGUGAAAGAAAAAAAGAAAAAAGGAAAAGGCAGCAGGUCUAGUUGUGUGUGGAAAGGGGGUGGCAGACAGUCACAAGGAAGCAAGUGUGUGGAGAGUUAGUGACCAGGACGCACGGGGCACACCGAGCGCCCGCUCCGCUAACCUGAAGGGCACUUUGGAUUCUUCCCCAUUUUUAUUAAGUGUCUGAAUAUUUCUUUUUUUUUUUUUUUUAAAGAAACAAACAGUUCCAGUCAUUGAGCGCAGCCGCAGACUUGCAGGACUGGGACCGCGCGCCACACGGCUGUCAGAUCGCUGCGCAGGGCGGCGCGCGCCACCGCGCACAAAGGUAGCGACACAUCUGUACAGGUCUGUCCGCGCCUGUCACUUCGCGCGCGUGCAGCAGUCCGGGAUAUCGUCUCCAGCUCCCCGCGCAUUCCACGCGCCGCUCACGUUUUUCUCCUUGUGCUACAUGGUUUGAGUCAGAGAAGAGCGGAGGUCCGGGUCCUCGGAGCGCCACCGUGCACAGGGACCCCCCGCUCUACGUCGCCUGAACGAGGAACCGCCGCAGCGCCUACACCUCCACAUCCGAGCGCCGGGGGCGGCAGGAGCCAGGGACUGUGGUCCAGGAGGUCCCGGGAAAAAAAAAAAAAAAGUUAUUGAAAGAAGGAAAAAAGGAAAGAAGAAUCAACAAAAAGAAGCGACCCUCCCGAGUGCAGGUCUCCGGGCAAUGCCAGUGUAGAUGCAGGGCAAUGUCCCGCCGCAAGCAGGGGAACCCGCAGCAUCUGUCGCAAAGAGAGACCAUAGCGCCAGCAGAGGCUGACCAUGUGGACUCCGGGCCUAUGGCCAAGGCCCCCUCGCUGGACGAGGCCGCCCUCGGCUUUCCUUGCCCGCUGCCGGGUGGGGCCGGCGACCAUGACCUUCUCACUUGCGGGCAGUGCCAGAUGAACUUCCCCCUGGGGGACAUCCUGGUUUUCAUCGAGCACAAGAAGAAGCAGUGCCAGACCCUGGGGGCCGGCCUCGGCUGCUACGACAAGAUGGUGGAGCGCAGCAGUCCAUCGCCACCGCGGCCCGAGGGGAGGAAAGUGGUGGAACCGGUUGAAAUCGGGAUCCAGGUGACACCUGAGGACGAGGACGACAGACGGUUGACACCCACCAAAGGAAUUUGCCCCAAGCAGGAGAGCGUCUCAGCAGGUAGGGACGAACCCUCCAGCUACACCUGCACCACCUGUAAGCAGCCCUUCCCCAGCGCCUGGUUCCUGCUGCAGCACGCCCAGAACACGCACGGCAUCCGUAUCUACCUGGAGACGGGCCCCUCCAGCAGCUCCCUGACCCCCCGGAUCACCAUCCCCCCGCCCAUGGGGGCCGAGUCCAUCCCACAGUCUCCGCUCACAAACUUCUUCGGGGAGAACAACCCUUUCCACCUCCUACGCAUGAGCGCACCGCUCCUCAGAGAACCGCCGGGGUUCGUGGAGAACCGCUUGCCCAGCACCCCGCCGUUUGUCAGCCCCCCUCCCCGCCACCAGCUGGACCCCCACCGCCUGGAGCGCCUUAGUGCCGAGGAAAUGGGUUUGAUCUCCCAGCACCCCAGUGCCUUUGAGAGAGUGAUGCGGCUGACGCCCAUGGCCAUUGAGUCCCAGUCCAUGGACUUCUCCCGGCGGCUCAGAGAGCUGGCCGGGAACAGCAGUUCCACUCCUCCUCUCUCGCCGAGUCGUGCCAACCCUAUGCACCGUCUGCUAAAUCCCAACCCCUUUCAGCCCAGCCCCAAGUCUCCCUUUCUAAGCACCCCUCCCCUGCCGCCCAUGCCCCCCAGCAGUAGCACACCGCCACAACCCCAGGGCAAGACCAAGUCCUGCGAAUUCUGCGGAAAGACCUUCAAGUUCCAGAGCAAUCUGGUGGUGCACCGGCGCAGUCAUACAGGAGAGAAGCCCUAUAAAUGCCAGCUGUGUGACCACGCCUGCUCUCAGGCCAGCAAGCUGAAGCGCCACAUGAAGACACACAUGCACAAGGCCGGCUCCAUCACCGGCCGCUCCGACGACGGUCUGUCUGCCACCAGCUCUCCAGAGCCAGGCACCAGUGAUGUCACAGGUGAGGGCAUGAAGAACAGAGAUGGGGAUUUCCAGGGAGAAGGUGUGGGUGUGGACAAUGAGGAGGAGGAGGAGGAAGAUGAAGAGGAAGAGCUGGAAAAUGAAAGCGAGUCGAACUUCAGCAUGGACUCGGAGUUUAGCCGCAAUCGGGAGAACGGCUCCAAGCCUCCGGUGGAUGAGAAGUCCCUCUCCCUCGACAAGAUGGUGGAGAGCGCAGCCCUGAGCACUCUGCAGCAGUACAAUAACUUGAUAGUUGACAAUCGGAAAGCACUACCCUUCUCCAAAGGGGACCUGGAAGGGCAGCAAGACACGGGGGAUGUGCAGGGGGAGAUGGAGUCGGUGGAGAGGACCGCGGUGAACGGUAGGAACUGUGGUUCGCGGGACUCUUUCUCGGGCUUGUUUCCUCGCAAGCCCACCCCCAUCACGAGCCCGAGUCUCUCCAACUCCUCAGCCAAGAGGAUCAAGGUUGAGAAGGACUUGGACAUGCCCCAGACCCCGCUCAUCCCGUCGGAGAACGUCUACUCUCAGUGGCUGGUGGGCUACGCUGCCUCGCGGCACUUCAUCAAAGAUCCCUUCCUGGGCUUCACCGAUUCCAGACAAUCGCCCUUUGCCACUUCCUCGGAGCACUCUUCGGAGAAUGGCAGCCUGCGCUUCUCCACGCCGCCGGGGGACAUGCUGGACGGAGGCCUGUCGGGCCGCAGCGGCACGGCCAGCGGGGGCAGCACGCCCCACCUGGGCCCGGGCCGGCCCAGCUCCAAGGACGGCCGCCGCAGCGACACGUGUGAGUUCUGUGGGAAGGUGUUCAAGAACUGCAGCAACCUGACGGUGCAUCGGCGCAGCCACACGGGCGAGCGGCCCUACAAAUGCGAGCUGUGCAACUACGCCUGUGCCCAGAGCAGCAAGCUCACCCGCCACAUGAAGACGCACGGCCAGCUCGGACUUCCUGUGAUGUGUAGUUGAACAUUCUAAGAAGUAGCAACUUUUUCACAUAAAGAAAGCACAGCAGAAUUUUUUUUUUUUUUUCUUUUUUUUUUUUUUUUUUAAAUUUGGUCUUAAGCACCCACCAUCUUUCCCUGAAUCACAACUGUGAGCAGGUCCAGCCAAGCCAACCAAUAAAAAUGUGGAAAAAAUAUACGGGGGGGGAAAAAAAAAAAAAAAAAAAAAAAAGGGAAAUCAAACAAUUUCACUCAGAUUACCCGCACUUUAUGAUUUAUUUUCACUAAAUAAUUUUUAAAAACCAUGAGAAAGAAAGAAAAAAAAAACGGCUUCUGAGCAAGAAAUUACGUUUGGUGGACCUACUUGGCCCGGCAGAAGGGCUGUAGGGAACUGUAACACCUGAGAGUACAGUGCCCCGCGUACACGGAGCGGGCACUAUAAACACCCCAUUCAUUGACUGGAACAGUUUGUGUACUGCCAUUCAGUUUGACGUGAGUGUGCCUUCAACACUGAUCUUCCGAUUUAUUGUCUCCUGAGACAAUGCAACACUUCUGUGAUGCAACAGAACAAAAAGGAAAAAAAAGUACCAGUUAAUCUCCAUAGCUCUAACGUGCGUAUAAAAUUCCAGCACAAUAUAAAAAUUUAUAUUUAAAUAAAAAGCAACAGAGAGAUGCAUGCAGCACAACACCUGUGUGUCUGUGUGUGUAGAUACUGUAUGUGUGCAUAUGUACAUAUAAAGGCACAAACAUCUAUACUGUAUCGAAUUCUUCACUUCAGGACAAGACUGCGUCCCUCGAUAGGAAAAGCGGCGGAGUGGAUUAUUAGACCACAAAUAGUCCAUGAAGAGAACUGGACAAAAAUCAGGAACAGCAGAAACUUAAAAGAAUUUAGUGCACUCUGUCUUAAAAUACGUUUACAGUAUUGAAACAAGUACAAGGAUAAAAUAAUAUUUGUGUGUAUGUGUGUUUUAAACAAGUAUUUUUUUUCCAAGUUUGCUUAUAAAGUUUCUCUGAAUGCCAUAGUGGCUAUGUGUAUAUUGGUUUUUUUUUGGU
Molecule: messenger RNA, 4145 nt
Organism: Scleropages formosus (Asian bonytongue)
Lineage: Eukaryota; Metazoa; Chordata; Actinopteri; Osteoglossiformes; Osteoglossidae
Gene: bcl11ba
Product: BCL11 transcription factor B a
Exons: 4
Coding region: 823-3117 (764 amino acids)
Biological process (GO): positive regulation of transcription by RNA polymerase II
Cellular component (GO): nucleus
Molecular function (GO): DNA-binding transcription factor activity; RNA polymerase II cis-regulatory region sequence-specific DNA binding
Source: RefSeq, a predicted model, not a curated record